GCUGCCAGAGCCGCAGAGGGAGAAGGCAAACAGAGAUUCUUCACUCAGGAUAUCAACAACAUCAUACUGGACAUCGAGCUGCAGACGCGGGAGCUGAACAGCCAGAUCCGCUCAGGGGUGUACGCCCACCUGGCUGCGUUCUUCCCGUGCAGUAAGGACACUCUGGUCAAGCGCGCCCGUAAGCUUUAUCUCUAUGAGCAGGGUGGCCGAUUGAAGGAGCCUCUGCAGAAGCUAAAGGAAGCCAUUGGAAGGGCCAUGCCAGAGCAGAUGGCCAAGUACCAGGAGGAAUGCCAAGCCCACACUCAGGCCAAGUUUGCCAAGAUGCUGGAAGAGGAAAAGGACAAAGAGCAGCGAGAUCGAGUUUGUUCUGAUGAUGAUGAGGAUGAAGAAAAGGGAGGGAAGCGCGUCAUGGGACCGCGAAAGAAAUUUCAAUGGAAUGAUGAAAUCAGGGAGCUGCUUUGCCACUUGGUGAAGAUUAAGUUGGAUGGUUAUGACCUUGACAAGAAUAAGGCUCAGUCUCUAGAGGAUUAUGUGAAGACCUUCCUAGAUGGAGAGGUGAAGCCCCUUUGGCCAAAAGGCUGGAUGCAGGCCAGGACACUGUUUAAGGAGAGCAGGCGUGUACACGGACACCUCACAUCAGUCCUGGCGAAGAAGAAAGUUAUCGCUCCUACUAAGGUGAAAGUGAAGGAAUCUUCCUGCAAGCCAGAUAAAAAGAUAGCGGUUUCUGUUCCUUCGAUGCACUCAAGCAGCACCUUAACUCUGUCUUCAGAGCCCCAGGGAGGAGCUCUGGGCAUCAGUGCCCAAACCAGAGAACUCCUGUCCCUUGGGACAGCCCAAGCAGCCAGCAGCACUGGCACUCCUGCUACCUUCCUGGAUGAUUCCUUGGAUGAGGACUUAAUUCAUAACCCCACUUCUUCCCUCGAAGCAGUUUCCAGGGAACUGGCUGUGCUGAACAGCAGAGCGGGAGGGAGCCCUGACUUUACUCUUCCUGGAGCUCCAAAAGCUCCCCCAGAGAAGAUCCCAACUCUUGCAUCCUCGGAGGAGAAGAGGACAUUUCCAAAGUCCAACCCUUCCCCUACAUCCUCCUCUGGUUCCCUCCAGUCUCCUCUAAAUUUCCUGGCUGAGCAGGCCCUGGCAUUGGGCCAGUCUUCUCAAGACAAAAAGACGGAGAACUCUAAUUACAAAGAGCUCUCCUGCCAAGCCUCCCCCAGCAAAAUCCUUCCUGAUGCACACCAGGCUAAACAGAAACACCACAGCUUGGUCCGGCCAAGCCACGGGCCUCAGACUUCCACCCCAGUGCCGGGUUCUCAGGUGAAGGUCUUUCACUCAGGCAGCCAGCUACAGAAAACUUUCACCUCCCCGGCUACGUUUGUCAAACUGCAGAAUCCCAAGUCCUCCUCUCCACUGCCCCAGCGCUCCCUCCUCCAGCAGGUCAAGUCAUCAACCAAAGCUCAGAGCUUCCAUUCCUCUGCGUCACCAGGCAGCACCCAAAAUGCUGGCAGCUCCCACAAGAGCCCAGGCUCAUCCUCAUCAUCUCUCAGCUACGCAGGAAAGCACUCAAGUGGCUCUAGCUCUUCAGGACAAUCUUACAAAUCGCCCUUUGUUUCUGGUUCCCUCUCCAAGCACGGGGCCUCUUCCAGCAGCUCUUCGUCUGGAGCUUCUGCAAACCAGGGCUCCUCCUCUGGGAGUUUGCUGCCCGGUGCGCAGACCCCUUCCUCGGGCCAGGCGUCCAGCCGCCCGUCCUCAAGCUCUUCGGUGAAGAAGACGCCCGUUUCGCAGAAGCUGACUCUGGUGGCACCUCCCGGAGGUUCAAACGGAGAUUCUAGCGGGGGCACUCAAGGGGUGGCCAAAUUGCUGACCUCCUCCCUAAAGCCAGCUGUUGUUAGCAGCACCGCAUCUUCUACCUCUGUGCCGAAAGGAACUAGUGGAGCUGUGCUGCUAACAAGUUCUUCCUCCUUAAGUGUACUGGCUCCAUCCUACAAGUCCAGCAAUCCAAAGCUGCCAGCUGCCCUGAGCUCCGCCCCAUUAGGUAUUAUCUCUCCUAUUCAUUCCUUCCCUCUUCAUGUCAUCUCCUUCAGUUCAGACUCCUCCCCAAAAGCAGGAGUAUCAAAGGAUGCAAUAGUUACGGGCCCUGCUCCAGGAACUUUUCACCAUGGCCUUGGCCACAGUCUUCUAGCUGGCUUGCACUCCAGCCCCCACCAUGCAGCGCCACUCCCACAUUCUGCCCUGUCCACUCAUUUACCGCAAAGUUUGCCAGAUGCUUCUCAGCUUCACGGCAAAGGGUCCAAUGCACAGCAGCGCAAGUUGUGA
Molecule: messenger RNA, 2310 nt
Organism: Balearica regulorum gibbericeps (East African grey crowned-crane)
Lineage: Eukaryota; Metazoa; Chordata; Aves; Gruiformes; Gruidae
Source: RefSeq, a predicted model, not a curated record